This is a messenger RNA of Pogonomyrmex barbatus (red harvester ant), 5886 nucleotides long. It is a transcript of the gene zfh1, whose product is annotated as Zn finger homeodomain 1. Lineage: Eukaryota; Metazoa; Arthropoda; Insecta; Hymenoptera; Formicidae. The record is from RefSeq and is a predicted model, not a curated record. Gene Ontology annotation, molecular function: DNA-binding transcription factor activity, RNA polymerase II-specific; RNA polymerase II cis-regulatory region sequence-specific DNA binding. Gene Ontology annotation, biological process: anatomical structure development; regulation of transcription by RNA polymerase II.
UCCCUCCUCUCUCUCUCUCUCUCCUCUCCCUUUCUUUUCGGCGUUCUCUUCACGUCCGCGUGAUCCCGCGAGAUAUACCGCGCACGCGAGUGCAAUGAUUAUUUACAAAGCGUAGUUGACCGCCGUCCAACCGUCCAUCGUCUCGACAACGACCACGAAAUCACGAGCGUCGCGACGACGAGAGAACGGAAAAAGAAGAGGAACACCAGAGAGAUAUGACGCGAAUGAUACGCGUUCGACACUGACGUUUCCAAGUCAUCGGGACCGUCCAUCCCCUGCGAGGCUUCACCUGGGGAGGAAUCCCCGUGGGAGAGACCUCGCCGAAUAAAGCGCUCUCGUCCCACACCCAUCCGCUUACCCGCAUUUUCUCCGCGCCACGCACAUCACGUCACGUCGCGGUCUUCGUCGCGUCGAUCGCGAAUUCACGGUUCCUCCGAGCGUUCCGAGCCUUCCGGAAACGAAGCGUGGAACCGAUCGGAGCACACAAGGCGCAAUUUCGUCGCUCGAAACUCUCCGUCCCGUCAAGAGCCGCGCGCUCGUCUUCUCUCGCGCACACAGCCUUCACGUUCUCCUCCACAUUCCGCGUGCCUCCUCCUCGAGUUGUCGUCAUCAUCGUCGUCGUCAUCGUCGUCGUCGAUUAAGCUGUCGCGGGACAGGUGUGAUCGACAGCGUUUAUUUUCGAUGUCCAUUGCCGAUGCUAAUCGUAGAUCGUCGAGCGGUAGUGCGUUGUUCCUGUACGCGGUCGACGUGGUUGUCGAUCACGUCGCGACAUCCCGACGUCAUCGUCGCCGUCGUCAGAGUCCACACGUAGUCGCGUCGCGACGAUGAGACGAGCGAUUCGUCUUGUCAGUCUGUGUUUCGAGCCGUGAUAGGUCGCACGGCCGUAGUGAUAGCGGCGAAGGGAGAAUAGAUGAUCGAGUGACAAGGGAGUGAUAACGGUGGAUCCCCGCAUGCGCAUACCGCGACGAGGUAUCGCGAGGGCAGCGAGAGUUCAAGUUGAAAGUACGGGAGAGAGAGGCGACGUGAGAAGAAAAAAGAAAAAAUUGCAGCGAUGUUGAUGCGCCGCUGUGCCUUAGAACGCCGAUGGACAACGAACUCGUAGUCGUGAGGCGAAAAUCGAGCUGACGCCCCCCACACCGGAGAACGGAACCUGGCCGCGACGUCGAGGAGCCGAAGCCGGAGCUGGAGGAGGAGGAGGAGGAGGAAGAGGAGGAAGAGGAGCCGCCGGACGUAACCCUCGAGGCACCGGCUCCCGCGAAUAUGAGCAUGACUCUCGUCCGAAAUUCGUUCAGAGGCUGCAGCGAGGACGACGCAGGUGUCGUAGAUACGGAGGUAGGCGGAGGUUGCGCGGGUGGAGCGCCAACCGCAGGAGGUGGAAAUGUUGCUAGCAAUGGUGGUGGUGGUGGCAGCGGAGAAGCGUGCGGGAGGGUGAGUGGUGGCGGCGACAGCGAGGGCGGAUCAUCCGCGAAGCAGCAGCAGCAGGGUGGCGAAAGGUGCCCUCAGUGCGGUAUCCUCUGUCGGGACGUUCGUGUCCUGCAGCUUCAUCUCGAGGACACGCACAAAACGUCCUGUACCAUCGACAAGCACGAUCUCAACGCCCAGUUCUCCCAAGUGUCCUGUAAGGUGUGUAGCAAAACCUUCGCCAACGUUUAUCGACUGCAGAGGCACAUGAUCAGCCAUGAUGAAAGUGCCGUUUUACGAAAAUUUAAAUGUCCUCAUUGCGAAAAGGCCUUCAAGUUCAAGCAUCACCUUAAGGAACACCUGCGUAUUCAUAGCGGUGAAAAGCCAUUCCAGUGCAACAAUUGCGGUAAGCGGUUUUCUCAUUCUGGAUCGUAUUCGAGCCACAUGACGGCGAAAAAGUGCUUGAUAAUGAAUCUGAAAAAGUCGAGGCAGAACACCAUAAGCAAUGUCGAUCGGAGUCAGAAGAAGGCACAGACGUUAUCGGGACGACGUGAUGUCGAUCUGCUGACAGCCAACAAUAACACAUUUCUGCCGAUUCUACCGAAGUUAUCACCUUCAGAAUAUCAGGAAAUUCAAAGAGAGGGAACAGGUGUUUAUGAUGUACCAACUCUGCUGCCUCACAUGAUGGGAUUCGGAAAUUACUUCCUGCAGUCUUCGAUAGGCAAACUGCUGAAUCAAUUGCAUACUAAGCGAUUUGAUCAUGUCACCGAGCAGAUUGAGACGCAUCGGGAAGUGAUGAGUCCAUCGACAGCGGACUCUGAGGGAACGGAAGGAACUGAGGGCAAGGAGUCACCCGCACCAACAGAUCCGUUGCAAGGUCUCGAUGCUGUUCGACGAAUUCUAGAGACCGUAAAUACAUCCGUGACGAAGCAGUUGCUUGAAGCGAAUGUGCGGAAACUGUCCACGUCUCCGGCCACGAUGAAGCGGGAGUUUGAAGAGGAUUAUCAAGAUCAAGAUAGCGAGAUGUCUAGUGAGAUGACACAUUGUCCAGAUUGGGUCGCAAUGGACCAAUAUGAUUCGCAAAGUGAAGGUUUAGCCGCGAAGCUUGAGAAUGUUAAUCAACCAACAUCGAGAUCAACUAAGAAAAAAGUAGAAGAUAGUUCUGAGGCGGAUUCGGAAGAUGAGGACGAAGGUAACCAGACUCACAACGACAAUGGUAGAAGGGUCAGAGCUAGAUCGCUCAUAGACGACGAACAGCUGGCCGUUCUGAAAGGUUACUAUGCCAUCAACCCGCGACCUAAAAAGGAAGAGAUCACUAUGAUCGCUAAUUAUAUCAAUUUUCCUACUCGUGUCGUACAGGUACGCAUAACCCCUACAGCAACGGAAAAUGAGCAGGGUCUUUAUUUCUGUGAUCGGUGUGAGAAAACAUUUUCCAAACACAGUUCCCUCACGAGACACAAGUAUGAACAUUCCGGGCAAAGGCCGUACAAAUGCGUGGAGUGUCCAAGAGCGUUCAAGCACAAGCAUCAUCUGACUGAACAUAAACGGCUGCACAGCGGCGAAAAGCCCUUCCAGUGCUCCAAGUGCCUCAAGCGCUUUUCCCACUCCGGCUCCUAUAGCCAACAUAUGAAUCAUCGUUAUUCUUACUGCAAGCCCUACAGAGAAUAGGAGUACUUCGCCUACUCAUCCGAGGCUCGAUCGCUUACCUAGAUUAGAUUUUUUUUCUCCAUGGACUUAUAUAGAUAGACUGCACGCUUCCAUAGGAAGUAUGAAACAUUAAUAAGAAAGACAACAGAAACUUUGUCAGAUAUCUUGUCCAGUUGGUGGAAAGAAGGAAAAAGAAAAAGCGAUCAUUUUUUUUUAUCUUAAAAAAAUGCUCAUUAUUUUCUUUUUUCUCUCUCUUCAACUCUUAUAUUUCCCUAUAUUCUCCCUUCAGCAUUGUGCGACAGAGAGAACAUUUGAUCACGUAUAUCUCUGUCCUUCAAUGUCAUCGCCUGCUGUCGCAUAUAAAUAUGCAGUCUCCCAGAUAGCCAAAUCUAUCGAAAACAGACUUUAUUACGUCUCCAUAAUGCCAGCAAAAAUAUAACAGAAUCUUCUAACGGCAGGAUAGCAGAAUGACUGCGGAAACCGAACAAAAUCUGCUAUUUUAUAACCAUUUAAAUAAUAUAUUCUAUUCAAAUUGUUAAAGAGAGAAACGCGAGACAUAUAAGAAUGGUUAAUUUGUAGUCAGUGAGUCUCGUCUUCAAACCUCAAUUCUCUAUGCUGUUUAUAAGAUACUGUUUAGAAAAUGACAAGUUAAAGAUUGUGAAUGAAUUAAGAAGUAUGAAAUGAGUAGUAAUCCGUUCUUUACUACUUUUAUUUAUAUAGCAGAUAUUUAUUUGGUAUCUACUAGCGAUUUGCUGUCAUAUUAUGUCGGUUCUACUGGUAGAACAUGAGUUUAAUGUGGACGCAAUCAAUCUGUCGCAGAUUCUACUUGAAUCUGAAUAAAUUACUAGAAUAUUGCUCACAUUUUGCUUUCUGGGUUAUCUAUAUAGGUCUACGCUUUCUCUUUAUAUUUAGAAUUUCACUCUUUUACGUAUGAGUUUGUUUACGUCUUUUACGUAUGAGUUUUUCGAGAAUCCCAUUUCAUGAGAAAACGCUAGAACGCCUUUAUACUCUCUCGCGGCAUAAACUUUAAGAGUCGCCGCGAUGUUUCGUGAAGCUAUAAGUAUAAUAUAUACCUAAGAUGCUGUGCGACAUCACAUUAUAAAGCCAUGGCGUUAUUGCUCGUCGGUUCGUACUUCGGAAAAAAAAGAAAAAUAUAAAAAAUGGUUUAGGUGAUACAAAAUUGGGAAUAUUAAAUGGUCGUAUGUUAGAUCUCGCAAUUGAGAUAAGAGAUAUUCAUAUUAUCUCAUCUUGUAUCGUCUAAAAAAACUGGCUUUAGAGAUUUUACUAAUUUUAUUUUAGGAUUUGAAAGAUAAAAAGAUAUACCGGUGAAUAUAAACCGAAAAGAAAACUACUCGCGGCAAACGCGUUGACAAAUAAACCAAACGCAUGUAACGGUACCAAAAAGCAUAAUGCAAUAAUCUAUUAUAUAUAUAAUAUAAUAUACAUAAUAUUUUAGUAUUUUUAUUAACAAAAUAUUAUAUAUACCAUGACAAUAAUAAGGAAACUAAUUAAUGUACAAAUUUGUUAGCUACGUCCGCAUAUGGAGCGCGAUAUCCAUUCGCAAAACUAAUCUAUUGAUAUACGAGCUAGAUUCGAUAGUAAAGAAUGUUUUUAAACAAUUAAUCUCUGCGAAACGACGUGUCAUGUGUCUAUGAUAAAUGAUUUCCAAGACUUAGGUUUCAAUAAAUUCGAAUAUAAGAAUGGAAAUCGCGCAUAGUGUAUAACGAGUGCUCGUUCUACGCGAGUAAAUAUGGAUAUAUUGAGUUUACCGAAUCAAAUAUGUCUGGGAUACAGCUGUUAAUUGAGCUUAACAUUAAGAAAUUUCGUCGAUCGUAAAAAAAAACGGAGAUUAGUAUCUCUUGUUCCACUUUCUUACAAUGAAUAACUUCAUUCGAAGAAAACAGGCUAUAUUAUUAUUAUUAUAUAUUAUUAUUAUUAUUAUACAUUAUUAUAUAUGUAUAGAACGCGAAAGGGAAAGAGAAGAAGCGAAACAGGCGAGUGGGAUUUAAGGGCCAUGCGGGUCGGUGAUCGAUGUCAUGCGAGUUCUUUCUUUUUUUUUUUUUACUUAUUGUACUUACAAGGUGGCAAGUUGACGACGCGUUAUUCUUGCAUAACGUGAUUACUAUUCGAGAUCAGAAAUACGUAUUACAUCGUGAAAUGCGCUACACAUUCCGCGAGGAUCCAUUUCUCAGGGCCUCCUAAUUUUAUUUAUCGCUUUUUUACACCCUCUUGCAACGAAUAGCACCGCGUGGCACCUUUCAUCAGAACCCUGACCUCGCUCUUGCCGGACAGCACAAGCAAUCUGUCGAAACGUGCGACACGUACGUUUUGCAUGGCAGAGAUUAGUAGUUUGGAAAUUAGAUUUUGAUGUAACGCAAAUAAUACAAAAAAAAAAAAUUUGAGAAAGAACGUGUCCAAGAGACGUCUAAAGGAAGACCCGUUCGACCGGAAACGUUCGGCCGUCUCUUUGCGCCUUUUGUACGUUCGUGUCGUAUGAAAAAAAAAGGUGCGACGCGAAAUACACGAAACGUGCACCGAAACCUCGCAAUAAUCUCUUCACCGAAAUCCGAGGCCCGAAAAUAAACCGUAACACCUAAGUAUGAUAUUAAAUGCUUCCAAUAUUGUACUAUUAAAAUUAUUAUAUUACGACGUUUAUAUGAUUUUAUUCGUUCGGACGCGCGUAGAGAGAUAAGGACGUAUAUUAUAUAUAUAUACAUAUAUAUAUAUAUACAUACUCUACAGAUUGAUAAUACUCGAGAAUGUAUUUUAUAACAGUUUAUGCGUUCUUUUUAUUUACACGAGUACUACAAGUGAUAAGUGAUAUUGUUAUUGAAUAAA